AUGGUUUCUCAACUCUUCGAAGAAAAGGCAAAGGCCGCUAAUGGACUCCCAUCCAACGUCUCCCAGGAUGAAAUGCUCCAGCUCUACGGUCUCUACAAACAGGCCACCGUUGGAGACAACAACAAAGAAAAACCAGGUAUCUUCAACAUGAAAGACCGCUACAAGUGGGACGCAUGGGACAAGCUCAAGGGCACGUCCCAGGAAGACGCCGAGCAGCAGUACAUCAAGCUGGUCGACGAACUAACUGCCAAGUACUCCAACUAG
Messenger RNA from Eremothecium cymbalariae DBVPG#7215, 264 nucleotides. It is a transcript of the gene ACB1, whose product is annotated as long-chain fatty acid transporter ACB1. Lineage: Eukaryota; Fungi; Ascomycota; Saccharomycetes; Saccharomycetales; Saccharomycetaceae. The transcript has 2 exons. The coding region runs from base 1 to 264 and encodes 87 amino acids. The record is from RefSeq and is a predicted model, not a curated record. Gene Ontology annotation, biological process: fatty acid metabolic process. Gene Ontology annotation, molecular function: long-chain fatty acyl-CoA binding.